ACUGGGCCAUCCGACGCCACUGAGCCCUUAAAGGACCCCCACCCAUUUUCCAAAUCUCCCGGGAUCCUCUUAUCCUCCCCAUCCCUGCCCCUCCUCGGACUGUUAUUCCUUUCCUCUUUCCCUUCAACCAUUCCUUAAAGGGCCAAGACACUAAAACCCCAACCCAAGAAGUCCUUCCCCCACCCAUGGUAGGGAGAACCUGAGGUCACCCCGCUCUUGCGGGCCGGCCCGGCUCCAGACGUCUACGCUCGUCUUUCUAAUGGUCCGGUCUCUCCGACCACAGUGCGGAUGGAAGGAUUUCGAUCCUGCCCCGGACGCGCCUCCGCCAAGGUCGGGUCCAUUAGCACCCCCACCGCAUCCUGCCUCUCCCCCUCCAAAGUCUGCGCCGGGAUACUGAGGACGGUCCGUCCUUGCGGUGCAGGGCCCAGAUCUUCCCCGGCUGCCGUCCAGUUCGUGCUUGCACCUGCCCAUUUUCCAGUAGUGUCCAUUAAGGCCCAAUCGGGUUGAUUCGUCUGUACCCACUCUGGUAUUCUGACCCCGCCCGGGGGUUUGGAAAUCCGUCGUCUCUCACAAAAGGCUGUUCACACUUUGUUAAUCCCUUUUGACGCACUGGGAUGAAAGGGGAGAGAUCUCAGCGGCUCCAACCCCUUCCUCUCCCGCCUUUGGUGCUUUCCCUGUGCUACAAAGGUGACAGACGCCCUGCUGGGGUUGGGCGCUCCAGCAGGUUCUGAGCCCCCAGGUUCCCUGCACAAAUACUAGCGAAUCCCCGGAGGGUAGAUCCGGAACGCGCACUAGGACAGACGGCUCUGCGGAAACCUAGCCCCCCCUGCUGGUGGCUUCUGAGCUAGAAAACCUCAAGUUGCAAAGUCGGCUGUGCUCCAGAGGUUGCGGAACCAGAAGAGUCAAGGGCUCAGCCUGGAAUCUGGACUCUGGCUCAACCUGGGAUUAGGGUCUCGGUCUCAAACUGAAAUUGGAAUUGGGAUUCAUCCCAGUUGGAAUGGGAUCGCAGAAGGGUCAGAGGCUUAGCAGAGUGGUCAGCAACCUAUUUGGGGUCUAGGACUCAUACAGGGUCCGGGUCAGGGCUCAGUUCAGGUGUGAGGCUCAACCAGAGAUUAAGACCCAGUGUAGGUCGAGGGUCAGAAGCGGGUGAAGGGGUCUGGAUUUCAGACUGAUGUCGGGGCUCAGCUGCAGGUAGUGUGUUCAGCCUGGGCUCAGGGUUCAGCCCAUAGUAGUCCAGCCUGGGAUCUGGGUGUGGGCCUUCAAUUGCCUAACUCUGGGAUAGGAGACGCCAAAGGCUUGGACUCAGCUCGGGGUCAUAGGUCAUCCAAGGAUAAAGAAUUAGCCUGGGGCCAGGUUUUGCCCUCUCGGAGGAUCAGUAAGAUUAGGAAAAUAAGACAGGCCUCAAGAGAUGCGUGUAUUUACUAAAAGUCUGUGCUCUGGCUGGGAGCCAAGUUCCCUGGAUAAGAAGGGGAAGUCCGUCCUUAGCGAUACUGGGAGAUGUAGUUUAUUAAGCGCCCCGCUGCGCUGUCUGCUCCCGCUGCUUUCUGGGUAAUGUACACUGGUCAGUUAAAAGCGGGUAACGGAAUUCCGCUUCAAAGGCCAGCUAUCAGAUCCAACACAAUUGGUUAGGUGCACUGUUUAUCAAAUACAUCCACACACUCUUUCCAGUGACUGGUGACAGUGGAGGCGGGGUUCAACGGCAUCAGCACUCCCAUUCGUAGCCGGUGACGUCUAUUUGGUGGCGUGUUAGGGCGGGUUUGCGAGGAGCGAUCGCUGAUUGGUCAAGCGAACUGGAAGAGCCUGAGGGUCGGUCCCCACCUUGCGGCGAUUGGCUCACCUGUAGGCGGUCGGGCGUCAGAGGCGGUGUCAGAGAGGCGGUAGCUCCAGAGAUGGCAGUGAGCGAGAGGAGGGGGCUCGCCCGCUGGAGCCCCGCGGAGUGGGGUCCUCGGCUGCUCUUGCUGCUGCGGUUGGGCGGCUGCUCUGGGCGUAUCCACCGGCUGGUGCUGACGGGGGAGAAGCGAGCAGACACCCAGUUGAACAGUUUCGGCUUCUACACCGACGGCUCCCUGGAGGUGGACGUGAGCCUUCAGGAGACGGAAGAGAGGACCCCUCAGGUGGGGUUCAGUCUGAGCCGGGUUCGAUCCGGCGGCAUUCAGUCCUACCCAACCCGGGACCCCCAGGACUGCCCUCUCCUGAAAAACAGUAGCCACCUACUGGUUCUCUUCCUCAUCAACACCAAGGAUGUGCAGCUUCUCCCCAAAGCGCCCCCAGAACCAGGGCUCCCGAAGCCAGAGCACACAGCCAGCCCCAAGGGCCGUGGCAUCACCACUAUGCCCAACAAGGCCAGGCCAAAACACACAGUGUCUCCUGGUGACCUGCAGGCAGCCGGAGGGAAGGACAAGGAGCUGGUGUUGGACCUGGGCCAUCGCAAUAAUUUCUACAAUUUCAGCUUCCACGUGGUGACUGGCUCCAGGGCCAAGGAAGGCCUGUACACCCUGAGCUUUUACAACUGCUACAACUUGAUGCCGCGUCGGGAGCAGCCAUUAGACAUCACGGUGAGUGCAGGGGGGCGGUGGUCCAAGCUCUACAUGGUCAUGUCUACCUGCUUCCUGGCCGUCGGCAUCUACUGGGUGUCUGUCCUCUGCAAGAACACGUACAAGGUCUUCAGGAUCCACUGGCUCAUGGCAGCCCUGGUCUUCACCAAGAGCAUUUCUCUCCUCUUCCACAGUAUCAACUACGACUUCAUCAACAGCCAAAGCCACCCCAUCGAAGGCCUCGCUGUCAUGCACUACAUUACACACCUGCUGAAGGGCGCCCUCCUCUUCAUCACCAUUGCCUUGAUUGGCUCUGGCCUGGCCUUCAUCAAGUACGUGCUGUCGGACAAGGAGAACAUCUUUGGGAUCAUAAUCCCGCUGCAGGUUCUGGCCAACGUGGCCUACAUCGUUACCGAGACCCGUGCGGAGGGUGCCAGUGACCACAGGCCCUGGAGGGAGACUUUCCUGGUGGACCUCAUCUGCUGUGGUGCCAUCCUCCUUCCCGUGGUCUGGUCCAUCCGGCACCUCCAGGACGCGUCUGGCACUGACGGAAAGGUGGCAGUGAACCUGGACAAGCUGAAGCUGUUUUGGCACUACUAUGUCAUGGUCAUCUGUUACAUGUACUUCACGCGGAUCAUUGCCAUCCUACUUCGGGUGGCGGUGCCCUUCCAGUGGCAGUGGCUGCACCAAGUGAGCACGGAGGCCCCAGGGCGGGCCACAGUGAAGGCGGGGACGGGGUGUGCCUGACGCCCCGCAGGGGACAACCCCUGCCUGCAGCUGCCCCAGGAGAAGGAGGAGGACGUGCAGACCGAGCGAGUAAUGACCGAUUCUGGAUUCCGGGAAAGCCUCUCCAAAGUCAACAAAACCGCCAGCGGGCGGGAGCUUUUGUGA
Molecule: messenger RNA, 3425 nt
Organism: Manis pentadactyla (Chinese pangolin)
Lineage: Eukaryota; Metazoa; Chordata; Mammalia; Pholidota; Manidae
Gene: GPR108
Product: G protein-coupled receptor 108
Biological process (GO): transport
Cellular component (GO): Golgi apparatus; membrane
Source: RefSeq, a predicted model, not a curated record